Messenger RNA from Neopelma chrysocephalum (saffron-crested tyrant-manakin), 4004 nucleotides. It is a transcript of the gene TM9SF3, whose product is annotated as transmembrane 9 superfamily member 3. The record is from RefSeq and is a predicted model, not a curated record. Bases 262 to 1899 code for a protein of 545 amino acids. Gene Ontology annotation, cellular component: membrane. The transcript is spliced from 15 exons. Gene Ontology annotation, biological process: protein localization to membrane. Lineage: Eukaryota; Metazoa; Chordata; Aves; Passeriformes; Pipridae.
UCUUUCUUUCCCAACUUUCUUUGGAUAACUGUGCUGCACUGGUAUAACCUUUCUGGUUGCUGGAAGACAGGAUGAAUGUCUACUUUCUCUUCCUGUGUUGUUUACUCUUUCUUUGAUCCUUCUUUGACAUUCUUUGUCUGUCAGAAAUGUUCUGACCUGUGUGCUCUGCAAGUGGGCAGGUUUGUGAAACUGAUAAGUGUUUGGUCUCUGCUGCAGCUCAGAAUGAAAUAGUACCAAGAUAAAGAGGAAGUUGUUUUAUGGAUGAAUACUGUAGGGCCCUACCACAAUCGCCAAGAAACAUACAAAUACUUCUCUCUUCCCUUCUGCGUGGGAUCAAAAAAAAGCAUCAGCCAUUACCAUGAAACCCUAGGGGAAGCACUUCAAGGAGUUGAAUUGGAAUUUAGUGGUCUCGACAUCAAAUUUAAAGACGAUGUAAUGCAGACUACUUACUGUGAAGUUGACUUGGACAAAGGAAGAAGAGAUGCAUUUGUGUAUGCUAUCAAAAAUCACUAUUGGUACCAGAUGUAUAUUGAUGACUUACCAAUAUGGGGGAUUGUUGGAGAAGCAGAUGAAAAUGGAGAAGAUUAUUACCUUUGGACUUACAAAAAACUUGAAAUUGGUUACAAUGGAAAUAGGAUUGUAGAUGUCAAUCUGACCAGUGAAGGAAAGGUGAAAUUGGUACCAAACACAAAAAUCCAGAUGUCAUAUUCAGUGAAAUGGAAGAAAUCAGAUGUGAAGUUCGAAGACCGAUUUGACAAGUAUCUUGACCCAUCUUUCUUUCAGCACAGAAUUCACUGGUUUUCAAUUUUCAAUUCUUUUAUGAUGGUGAUCUUUCUGGUUGGCUUAGUGUCUAUGAUAUUAAUGAGAACUUUGCGAAAAGAUUAUGCAAGAUACAGCAAGGAGGAAGAAAUGGAUGAUAUGGACAGAGAUCUAGGUGAUGAGUAUGGGUGGAAGCAGGUCCAUGGAGAUGUGUUUAGACCAUCCAGUCAUCCUCUAAUAUUUUCAUCGCUUAUUGGUUCUGGCUGUCAAAUUUUUGCUGUGUCUCUUAUAGUCAUUGUUGUUGCAAUGAUAGAAGAUUUAUACACAGAGAGAGGAUCAAUGCUUAGCACAGCUAUAUUUGUUUAUGCUGCGACAUCGCCAGUGAAUGGAUAUUUUGGAGGAAGCCUUUAUGCUAGACAAGGAGGAAGGCGAUGGAUAAAGCAGAUGUUCAUCGGAGCCUUCCUCAUUCCAGCAAUGGUGUGUGGAACUGCCUUCUUCAUUAACUUCAUUGCCAUCUAUUAUCAUGCUUCAAGAGCUAUACCAUUUGGAACCAUGGUGGCAGUGUGCUGUAUUUGUUUCUUUGUCAUCCUUCCACUGAACCUGGUUGGUACAAUUCUUGGCCGAAAUCUGUCAGGACAGCCUAAUUUUCCAUGUCGUGUCAAUGCAGUGCCUCGUCCCAUACCAGAGAAGAAAUGGUUCAUGGAACCAGCUGUUAUUGUUUGCCUGGGUGGAAUCCUCCCUUUUGGAUCAAUUUUUAUUGAAAUGUAUUUCAUUUUUACUUCAUUCUGGGCUUACAAGAUCUACUACGUUUAUGGCUUUAUGAUGUUGGUUCUGGUUAUCCUCUGCAUUGUGACAGUUUGUGUGACUAUCGUUUGUACAUAUUUCCUGCUAAACGCAGAGGAUUACAGGUGGCAAUGGACGAGCUUUCUUUCUGCGGCAUCAACUGCGAUUUAUGUUUACAUGUACUCCUUUUACUACUACUUUUUCAAGACAAAGAUGUAUGGCUUGUUUCAGACAUCAUUUUACUUUGGUUAUAUGGCAGUAUUUAGCACAGCUUUGGGAAUAAUGUGUGGAGCUAUUGGUUACAUGGGAACAAGUGCCUUUGUUCGUAAAAUCUACACUAAUGUGAAAAUUGACUAAGGAAAUAAGAAAAUUGAACUAUGGAUCAGUUCCUCUUUUCCUGGGGAUGAACUUGCACAGCAAAAAGCGCGAGAAGAGAUUUGGGUUUUAACACUGGGCACUAUAUGGGUCUCCAUUUUGUGGAUGGCUUAAAGUAACAUCUAUUCCAUUGAUCCUAGGUUCUUACUGACUGCUUUCUCCAACUGUUCACAGCAAAUGCUUGGAUUAUAUGCAGUAGGCAUUACUACAGUACGUGGCUAAUCUUCCCCGCCCGCCCCCCCCCCAAAAAAAAAUCCAACAUCAAAAAACAAAAAACCUAGCUCAUUAAAGAUGAAUAGACUAGCUCUCUUCAGUGAAGAGGACAAACGGUUUAUUUAAAGCAUUUGUUCCAUUCAAUAAAAAGAGGGAAACUUGGCUGCUAAAACUACUUGAUUAGUAGUCUUCCUGGUACUUAACAUUUCUAAAUUAUGUAAAAAUACUGUUCCAGAAAGAUUACUCUUCUGAUUUUUACUGCCAUUGACAGGAUAGGAGGAAUGUUUUAUAUUUUGACUCCAGGUGCUUUUUGGUUUAUUUGCAAUAUCAACUACCCUACAUUCAUUUGUUUAAAAAAAAAAUUAAAAAUAUAUAAAAAACCCAUAUGCAUGUAAUAUAUCAGCUGUUGUUCUAGUUGGACCAACUUCCCUUUAUUUAUCUUUAAAGUAAUAUCCAGCUACAUCUUAAAUCCAUCCAAAGAAAAUACAGUCUGAAGACGGAGUGUGAUCUCUGCAAUGCAAUUUACUGUACAGUUAGAAAGCAAAAUGUUAAAUGAAGAGGAUUGUUUGUUUUUUAAUGAACACUCUAAGGUCUAGAUUAAAACAAAACCAACAUUUUAACUGAAUGUCUAAAGUGAUUCUCCUUUUUUCCAAGUUAGUCUUGCAUUUUUUUUGGGUUUGGGUUGAAUGAAGAUUUUCCUUUAGACAUCAUACAAGGGGUAAUAAGUGUAUAUAACAUUAAAUAAUGUAACUUAGGUGUAGAUCCCAAAUGUAUUUGGAUGUACAGAUUUACUACAGAGUACUUUUCUGAUGAUUCGGUGUAAAAAUGUGUGAAUUCGGGUGGCUUUUUACAUCUUGCCUGCCAUUGCAUGAAAAUUUGGGGUUUCUUCACAAUGUGUGUAUGUCAUGCUUUUCUGUUCUAUUUCUUUUCUCAAGCUCUUACAGGAAUUAAAUUUGUAAUUUAGAACAUUUUAAUUUUUGUUAAUCCUAUCUGAACACUUGUGUAACAUCAAAAGCACAGUUGCUUUAGAGUGUUCAGAAAACUAAAAUAAACUUUUCAGACAAAAAUGUAUUGAUUGUGAAAAUAGAUGAGUUUGCAAUUGAAAAUGUUUGAAAAGGGAUUACUGCUGAACGCCAGUUUCUGUAUACAGUAUAAGUGUGGUUUUCAUCUAUCCAACCCCCAUGCUUUGAAUUCAGAAUUUGCUUACAACUAUAUUGUACAAUAUAACUCCAAAGUGAAUGAUCAACCCAAAAAGAUUCUUCUUGGCUGUGGAGAAAUCUGUUUUGUGAUACAGCCAGUGUACUGGGAAAAGUUGGGGUAAGCGUGGACUAAAAUAAAUGGGCAAAUAAAGGUUAAGUCUUUUUAAGAUCACUGUUAAUUAUGCACUGUAUUUAGCUAGAAAUAUCCUGAAUGUGUUUGUGACAGAUUUGAGAGCCACUUGGCUUGAUUUUUUUAAUGGGGUUUUUUUAGGCAUCUGCCAUGUAGGGAUGUUUUGAUCAGUGUGGCUGUCUGAAAUAGAACACCUGCCAUGGAGAAGGCAACUUCUUGAAUUUAAAAAAUGAGCCAAGUAUUUGUAUUGACUAGCACUGUAUUGUCUCUAUAUAAAAAGUACUGAUAAUGCAGUAGCCACAAUGAGAAACAUCCGUGUUUUGGCAGCGUUGGGUUGGAGCCUGGGGGAACUCUACAGGUAGGUAAUAGUGGGAAGCAGUGCAUCCUGCUGCAUAUCUGAAAAGUGUUUGAGCUUUCAGCUCUGAUUUCCCUGGCCAAUUUUAACCAGUCUGUCAGAAAAUAAUUAAGUUUUGCUUCAAGUGAAUCAUUGGUAUCUGUAGGUGAACACUCUGCCAUUGAAUAAAAUAAUUUUUUUUAUUUUUAAA